AUGGCAGAGCGUCCGCAAAUCACGCUGGGCUCUCCCUUGCCCAAGACGCCGCCCAAGACACGCGGCAACAAACUGCCCGACUUGCUCGCCCAAUUCGGCUCACACAGUUCAGGAGACUCGGCAACAAAGCUGCGGCGCACCUCUUCGCAGCUCGACGCAAAGAGCGCAAAGGAGGACGUGGUUCGCGACACGGAGAACAAAGACGGCCUCCAGGCACCCGCCGCGCGACCAGAACCCCCCAAAACCCGACCAACACGCAAAUCUGCGUCUUUUGCAACACAGCCCGCCCCCGAAGACUCCAGCGAAGACGAACUUGCACCGUCAGCAGCGCGCAGACCGACCAGGAAGUCAACCGGAAGCAUCAGAGACAACACCAGCACCACACAGAGCGUCAGGGGCAGCGCAAGAAUCUCUGCAUUGAACGAGGAGCUGCAGAUGGAGAAGCGCAAGCGAGACCGCGAGGCUGACGCCGGUCGCCGUCGAGGCACCCGCGACAGGAAGACGAGGAUCCUCGAGUCGGACACAAUGGACCCGCCGUCCCCUCCACGUUCGACCAGGCGCAAGGCUGCACCCCCGAAGCUCGACUCGGCCCGCAACCGCCUGCGAGAUGCCAUUGCUCAGCAGUCCAAGGCGAAGGCCAACAACUUCCUCGUGGCCAACAAGGACUACUUCCUGCCCCUGCUACCGCCCAACAACCAGGUCAAGAAGCUGGUCGCCAGCCACAAUGCGAAGCCUAUCGUGCCAUACAAGCAGCUUCAGGAACAGCCAGAGGGUGUUACCGCGACCAUGAAACCGUACCAGCUUUCUGGUCUCUCAUACCUCGUGCACCUCUACAACAAUGGCUUCUCCGGCAUCCUGGGUGAUGAGAUGGGUCUCGGAAAGACUCUCCAGACGCUGUCACUCUUCCAGUAUCUAGAGGAACUCGAUCGCAAGAACGGCGUCACGUCCGAAGAGCUACGACCAUACCUUGUCAUCUGUCCCCUCAGUGUCCUCAAUUCUUGGGUCACCGAGGCUGAGAAGUGGGUGCCUGGGCUCAGGGUGCUCCGCUUCCAUGGCGCGGCAAGCGAGCGCGUACGCCUGAAGCGAGUGGCGUCCGGCAUGGAGGAUAUGCGAGGCCACGAGACGCUGCAGUCCAAGAAGAAGAAGGCUUCCCGCAAGGCCGGCUUCAAGGUGUCAAAGAACUCUACCGAAUUCGAGUCGUCCUCAUACAAGAUCAUUGUUACUACCUACGACACAUUUGCAGCUGAGCAGUCCUGGUUCAAGACCUCCUUCGUAUGGCGCUAUGUCGUGCUUGACGAAGGCCACAAGAUCAAGUCCAGCGUCACCCAAAUCUCGCAGGCACUGCGCAACAUCAGCGCCGAGUACCGUCUCAUUCUCACGGGCACACCGCUCCAGAACAAUCUCACUGAGAUGUGGGCCCUGCUCGCCUGGUUGUAUCCCGACGUCUUCAUUGAGAACACGUCCACCUUGUUCAAAGAGUCGUUCGAUCUCAACAAGGGCAAGGUCAACCGACAGACUAUGGAUGACGCGCGACACCUCCUUGAGCUCAUCAUGCUUCGCCGUAUGAAGGACAGCCCUGGUGUCAACCUCGGGCUGCCACCCAAGGAGGAGAUUCUGCUCUAUGUGCCACUCACACCUAUGCAGCGUUUCUGGUACACUCGACUGCUCACCCGCGUCGACAACGCCAUGCUCACUGAGCUUUUCGCUGAUGGCAAGAGCAAAGAGAAGGCUGCGAUUGAACAGGACAGGAAAGAAGAUCAAUUGCUUCAGCAGGUUGAGAAGCUACAGAAUGUGGUUGGUGACCAAGGCGAGUGGAAGGAGACGGCCCAAAUCAUGCGACAAACCAUUGAGAAGGAGCAAGGCAGUUCUGAAGUCAAAUCUGCCUGGCAGAAGCUGAUGAAUCUCGUCAUGCAGCUGCGCAAGUGCUGCUCCCACCCCUACUUGUUGCCUCGGGUCUCCCCAGACCCGUACUAUCUCGGCGACCACAUUAUCCGCGCUUCUGGAAAGUUCAUUUUGUUGGAGAAGUUGAUCAAGCAUACUGUGAUGAACCAGGGCAAGAAGGUUUUAAUCUUCUCUGGCUUCACUCGCACCCUGGACUACACCGAAGAUUUGCUAUCACUCAUCAGCAACCACGGUCGUGACUUCAAACACCUCCGCUUCGAUGGCAGCACCGCUCGUGCAAAGCGUAACCUUGAUAUCCGCCUCUUCAACCAAGAAUCGUCAGACUACAAGGUCAUGUUGCUUUCGACUCGCGCUGGUGGUCUGGGCAUCAACCUCACGAGCGCACAAGACGUCAUCUUCUUGGACGAAGACUGGAACCCGCAAAUCACUCUUCAAGCUGAGGCUCGUGCUCAUCGUAUCGGACAAACCAAGAAGGUCACCAUCUACAAGAUCUGCACCCAGGGCACUGUUGAAGAGCAGAUGAUGGGUCGCAUUCGCAAGAAGCUGUACCUCUCUGCCAAAAUCACCGAGUCUAUGCGCAAUAUCCACAGCGAGCAAGCUCUCUCCAAGAGCAAGGAAAAGUCAACUGCCGAUCGCGAGUCUCUCGGAGACGACAUGCCUCAAAUGGAUACCUCGCAACUGAAGACGCUUGUACGUCGUGGUGCGCAGACCUUGUCUCAUCCAGACAUCGACGCCACGGAGAUGGUGUCCUGGGACCUCGAGACUAUGAUGGAGAAGUGCCGAGACAAGCCAGCCGAUGCUACUCUGUCUGAGGCUGUGCAGUCUGAGGCCGACGAGGAGAAGUGGCUGUCUGUUAUGGAGCGCGUAGAGUGCGCUGUCUUCGACGGCAAGCGCUACCAGCGGGAGCUUGAUAGCAAAACCAAGCGUGCGAACAAAAACAUCCUCCCAGACUCCAUCACCCGCGAGGAUCGUCGCAAGGGCAAGAACACAACAGUCAUGGUCGAUGGCUAUGCAAUCAGCAAGGAGUCCAUGACCUGCGCCGAUUGGGAGGCUGUACCUACCAUGGCCGGGAAGGAUCCUCGCCUUGCCGACCCAGUCCGCGAGAAGCGCCGCACGUUCAGCCACGAAGAGCACUGCCUCACAUGCUUCGAGGGUGCUGAUGCCGGACACAUGGUCAACUGCAAGAGCUGCCCGCGAAACUUCCACUUCGACUGUCUCGAGCCGUCAUACAAGGCCAAGGUCAAGAACUUUUCUGGUUUCUUCUGCCCCCAACAUGUGUGCUGCGACUGCGGCAAGAGCACCUCUGAUGCCGGUGGCUUGAUCUUCCGCUGCCGCUGGUGCCCACAGGGCUUCUGUGAAGACUGUCUGGACUGGGACAAGACCGAGCUCAUCGGCGAUAACCUCCCCGAGUUCGAGAUUAUCGGUGAAGAACCCACCGCUGGUGGCUUCUACAUCAAGUGCCCGUCAUGCACUCACUUGAUCGAAGAGAACGAGGAGCAAGAGGCUUGGAUCGAGGGCAUGGAGAACACAUACAAAGAGCAGCACGACGUUUGGAUCAAGUACCGCGAGGAUUCGCAGCGAGAGCUCGAGAAGCGCGACUUGGAGGACGCCGAGCUCAAGGUGUUGGAAGCCGGCACUGUCGAGACCAACGACUCUCCAAAGAAGCGCAAGUCCUACAUCAUCGAGGACGAUGACGAGGAGGAGGAGGACAUCCCCUCGCCUCCCGCUCUCACGGAUACUUCCUUGCCCACCCCGGCGCUCGAUGGUUCGCGCUUGAGCACCCCGCAGCCGCUACUCAACGGCAAGGGCAGCAAGAGGAUGGCGGAUGCGGAUUUGGGCGAGACGCGCUUGGAGAAGAAGGCCAGGCUGGAUGCGCAGGCUUGGAGGGUUGGAGACGAUCCACUCAUGAAGGCGUUGGAGUAG
This is a messenger RNA of Parastagonospora nodorum SN15, 3825 nucleotides long. RefSeq lists its product as hypothetical. Gene Ontology annotation, molecular function: DNA binding; ATP-dependent chromatin remodeler activity; ATP binding. Gene Ontology annotation, cellular component: nucleus. The record is from RefSeq and is a predicted model, not a curated record. Gene Ontology annotation, biological process: positive regulation of transcription by RNA polymerase II. The transcript has a single exon. Lineage: Eukaryota; Fungi; Ascomycota; Dothideomycetes; Pleosporales; Phaeosphaeriaceae. Bases 1 to 3825 code for a protein of 1274 amino acids.